AUGAAACUUAAAAAGUAUUUUGGCCCAUCCGAGACUGUGAUGAAGUUUUCCGAAGCUAGAGAGUUUAGAUCAAAAAAACUUAUAGAAUAUAGAGAAAUUAAUCCUCAGUCCUCAACAAUAACUUCAACUUUCUCUUCAACCUCUUCAAUUUCCUCUUCGACCUCUUCAACUUUGAUCGCUUCUUCUGCUUCGAUGAUUUCUACUUCUUCAAUUCCUAUGACCACUUUGAAGCCCUCUUCGGAUCAAUCAAAGAAUGAUACACCAAUUCCAGUAACAGACUUAACUCAAAUACCAUCUAAAAAGCAAAAAUUAGAAAUUGAUUGUCUCGAAUGUGCCAAACUAAAUAACCAAAUUGACUCUUUAAAAUCAAAAGUAAUUUCUUUACAAGACGAUUUGGUUACUGCUCAAAAAAAAAUCAUAGCGUAUCAAGAUCUCAUCGUCGAAAGUCAAAAAAAGUAAAGUGACUUUCAUGUAAAAACGAUUUAAGAUGAUCUUUAAGUGUUAAAAGUCAAUGAUCGUUGACCAGUUUUUUUUUAUCCCUUUUCC
This is a messenger RNA of Rhizophagus irregularis DAOM 181602=DAOM 197198, 546 nucleotides long. RefSeq lists its product as uncharacterized. Lineage: Eukaryota; Fungi; Glomeromycota; Glomeromycetes; Glomerales; Glomeraceae. The record is from RefSeq and is a predicted model, not a curated record.